CAAAAAAACAAGGUUGGCCCAAACGUUCUCUGGCCUGUCCUGUGGAGUUUGAGCUUGAGACAUUGACCCAGUACCCGAGGCAAACAGCUCACAAGGAGAAGGCAAGUAGGUCUACAAAGUGGGUCAAUGAGAAGAAAACUUACUUUCCAAACCCUCAAAGAAUUUUAGUGAUCAAAAAUCAUCAAACAUCAAAAACCGCUGGACUUCUGCCUUUUGCUGAACGUCACCGUGGAUCAACAGAAUAGUUCAAACAAAUGUCCCAACAACGCAAACACAAGCAGGUUAAAUACUGAAACCCAUUCCAGAGUCCAGCAGAGCUCAGCCAUGGACCUACUGAUGGUCCUUCUCUCCUUCUCAGCCCUCGGUGCUAUAGUGGCAGAUGAAGAGUCCUGUGUCGGACGGUGUGAUCUGGGCUUCCAGAGGAUGAAUAAAUGCCAGUGUCACGCCCUCUGUUCCUUCUACAGCAGCUGCUGCAGGGACUACUACACCGCCUGCGUGAAAAAUGCCCCCCUCUUUCCCGUGGAUGACAUUGAUGAUUAUGACACACGUGAUAUCUACAUCACGGCUAACGACACGGAUGAAAUGUAUCCAGAUAUGUAUCCCAGCCUGGAACCAGAUCUGGAACUGUAUUUGUACCUUGACCCCAGCAUGGAACCCAGCCACAAACCAGAGCCCACCCACCAUUGGGAACCCACUCAUGAACCAGAGCCCACCCAUGGACCAGAACCCAACCCUGGACCAGAACCCACCCACCAUUGGGAUCCCACCCAUGAACCAGAGUCGAGCCCAGAACCGGUGCCCACCCACAACCCUGUGCCUGGCGACGUGUGUUUCAGUGGAAAGCCCUUCAAUGCAUUCACCGACCUCAAGAAUGGAUCGAUCUUUGCUUUCCAGGGACAAUAUUUUUAUGAACUGGAUAAAGGUGUUGUUGCUGGAUAUCCCAAGCAGAUUCUGGAUGUGUGGGGCGUGCAGGGCCCCAUCGAUGCUGCCUUCACUCGAGUAAACUGCGAGGGAAAAACCUAUCUAUUCAAGGGCAAGAUGUACUGGCGUUUCGAUGACGGGAUCUUGGAGUAUGGUUUUCCCAGGCCAAUCAAGGAUAACUUUCCAGAAAUUCCAACCGAUCUCGAUGCAGCCCUGGCCAUUCCUGCAUCCGGCAUCCAUGGGAAAGAGAGAGUUUAUUUCUUCAAGGGCAAUCAGUACUGGCUGUAUGUCUUUGAACAUCAGCCCACCCAGGAAGAAUGUGCAAGCAUACCCAUCUCCAUCCCCUUCCUAAGGUACACCGACCAGAUGGCUGACAAAUGGGAGGGAAACACUUGAACUUGAACUUGACUUCUCAAAGCGCCUUAGAUUCAUUCCGAAAGCUGGCGCCAAUGGCCCGUUCUCCAUCAGACGCCGCUGGGGUGGGAUCCCCAGUGGAGUGGACGCAGUGAUGAUCGGCAAACUCCAGAUGGUGCCGAAGCAAAAGCAGAAAGGGCGGGGGAGGGGCCGGGGGAGGGGCCGGGG
Molecule: messenger RNA, 1503 nt
Organism: Amblyraja radiata (thorny skate)
Lineage: Eukaryota; Metazoa; Chordata; Chondrichthyes; Rajiformes; Rajidae
Product: vitronectin-like
Biological process (GO): immune response
Molecular function (GO): polysaccharide binding; scavenger receptor activity
Source: RefSeq, a predicted model, not a curated record